Messenger RNA from Haliotis rubra (blacklip abalone), 2811 nucleotides. RefSeq names its product mitochondrial Rho GTPase 1-like. The transcript is spliced from 20 exons. Gene Ontology annotation, cellular component: mitochondrial outer membrane. Gene Ontology annotation, molecular function: calcium ion binding; GTP binding; GTPase activity. Lineage: Eukaryota; Metazoa; Mollusca; Gastropoda; Lepetellida; Haliotidae. Gene Ontology annotation, biological process: small GTPase-mediated signal transduction; mitochondrion organization; mitochondrion transport along microtubule. The record is from RefSeq and is a predicted model, not a curated record.
GGAAGUCUGUAAAGAAAAUGGCGAUGGUUUUCGGAAAUCAUGUGAAGUAGAGAAAAAACCCUUAGGUUACAACGAUAAAUGAAAAUAAUGUCGAAAAUAUAGUUUGCAAGAUUGCAAGUUUUCUCUUAGAUAAAUAUAAUUCAAAUUUUGAUUCUGAAUCGACCAAGGGUUUUAGUCGUUAUCCCUAUUCAUCAAAAUGUGACACCGUACAUCCACUUUGCCCUUGAAAAGUUACGGAAUAUAUUUAUUGCAAUUAUUAACGUUCUCCGUCAGUCAUCAUGGGAUCAAGAAGAGACGUGAGAAUAUUACUUGUGGGAGAUGCUGGGGUUGGCAAAACAUCCUUGAUACUGUCACUUGUUAGUGAAGAGUUCGCUGAAGAUGUACCAUCCCGUGCAGAGGAGAUCACCAUCCCAGCUGAUGUAACACCUGAACACGUACCUACGCACAUCGUAGACUACUCAGCACAAGAACAAGAUGAAAAUGUGCUUCAAGAAGAGAUUCUUAAGGCGAGUGUCAUCUGUGUGGUGUAUUCUGUCACAGACGAGGAUUCCAUUCAGAGGCUGACCAUGUACUGGUUGCCAUUACUUCGUGCAAGUUUAGGGGAUGAGCACCGAACCCCAGUCAUUCUGGUGGGGAACAAAGUUGAUCUAGCAGACUUCCCAUCUUGUUUCACUUUGACUUGUUGACAGUGUUCAGCACGCACCCUGAAGAACAUCAGCGAGGUGUUCUACUACGCCCAGAAGGCCGUCCUCCACCCCACAGCCCCUGUAUACAACCCUGAAGAGAAGGAGUUGACACCUGCUUGCAGAAAGGCUUUAACAAGGAUUUUCAGGAUUUGUGAUUUGGACAAUGAUAACAAUCUGAAUGAUGAAGAAGUUAACGCCUUCCAGCAAAAAUGUUUCAAUGCACCCUUACACCCACAAGCAUUAGAGGAUGUGAAGGCUAUCGUCAGUCGGCACACCAGCGAGGGCAUUUGUGAUGAUGGCAUUUCACUCAAAGGGUUUUUAUUUCUACAUACACUAUUCAUACAGAAGGGUAGACAUGAAACAACAUGGACAGUGCUACGCAAGUUUGGAUAUGAUGACAACCUGCAGUUGACUAAAGAUUUCAUUGCACCUAGGUUACAAGUGGGUCCAGGGAGCACAACAGAACUGACACACCAAGGGUAUUCCUUCCUAACUCACCUGUUUGACAAGUAUGAUGAGGACUGUGAUGGUUGCCUGAACCCCACAGAGCUGCAGAAUUUGUUCAGCACCUGUCCCAUCAUGCCUUGGGGGCCCGACGUGAACAACACUGUGUGUACCAACAGCGAGGGCUGGAUCGCCCUGCAGGGCUACCUCGCACAGUGGACAUUAACAACAUUAUUAGAUGUUCCAAGGACUCUAGAAUAUCUUGGACACCUGGGCUACCAUUACCACCAUGAAACUCAGCUGUCAGCCAUACAAGUGACACGAGACAAGAAAAUUGACUUAGAAAAAAGACAAACAACAAGAAAUGUAUUUCGAUGUCAUGUAUUGGGGUCAAAGAAUGUGGGAAAGACAUCAUUACUGCAAGGGCUGUUGAGUCGGAACCUGAGGUAUGUGGCCACUCUGAACAAACACUUGCUGUCCAGCUUCACCAUGAACACUGUGCAGGUGUACGGCCAGGAGAAGUAUCUUAUGCUCCAUGAAGUCGAUGUUGCCAUGUGUGAGAUGUUGACGCCGACGGAGCUAGACUGUGAUGUGGCAUGUCUGGUGUAUGAUGUCACCAAUCCACGGUCGUUUGAAUUCUGUGCUAGGAUGUACUUGAAACAUUUCAUCGAUAGUAAGAUCCCCACCCUCAUAGUGGCCUGUAAGGCUGAGCACCCUGAGGUUCGUCAGGACUAUGAGUUCACCCCGGCACAGUUCUGUAGUCGCUACAAGCUGCCCCCACCUCAAUACUUCACCUGCAUCGACAAAGUCAACUGGGAUGUUUACGUCAAACUUGCCACCAUGGCUGCAUAUCCCAAUCUGAAACGUCUAGUACACAUGCUGUUGGUCCAUCAGAAGUCUCUCUGGCUGGAGGAGAAGUUCAGGCAUCUGAAGGGCUUGUACACUGACGAGAACAAGGUGUACAUCAGGCUAGGGAUUGGCCUUGUUGCACUCACUGGAAUGGGGUUUGCCAUGUAUAAAAUACUCAGAGCAUUAAGAUGAGGACUCAUGUUACUAGGAUUUUAGCACAAAUAUACCUUGUGAUGAAGAGAAAAUGGACUCUUGUUGAAGUGAAGACCUGCCGUAUCAAAGAUUACCUGCACAACCCUCCAAGUUUCUUGUUUAGAUUUCAAGCUUAUAUUCUCAGUACAGACAUUGCUGGCGACUUUUCAGGAUGUAUUUCAUUUCGUGUCAAGUAUUUAUCAUCUAAUGAGGAAGAAGCAAGGACAGUCUGUGUUAACCUAAGGGAUGUCACUCUGUGUUAGUUUGACAAGAGGUCAUGGUGUAUUUCCUAGAUGAGGGUCAUGAGAAGUAGCACCGGGGACUGACAUCACAGUCAUGACAAGGGUAAACAGGUGUGUAUGUAACCUGCUGCUAGUGGUGUCAUAGGGAUCCGGCAUCAGUGGAGCUGAAGACAGCAGGUGAGACAAUUCACAAGCCAUCUGUGGAGGUAUUGUCUCACCCCAUCUAUCUGUAUCCCAGUGGCUAGCGUUUUGUAAACCUACACCAACACCAGGAUUCUUUCCCUUGGUUAUUGUGAUCUCAAAUUACCUGCCACCCGUGAAGGUCCGGGUUAAAAUAUUGAUCUUCAGUAACCCAUGCUUGUCGUAAGAGGUGACUAACGCGAUCGGGUGGUCAGGCU